ACUCGCACACACACUAGAGAGAGGCGGGGCGAGCUGCAUCCCCGGCUGCGAAAACAAAUCGACUGCCGCGAGCUUCAUCCAUCCCCAGCUCCAGCUGCUCGCCUCCGAAUCGCAAUCGCAACUCAGGCGCAGCUCAGGAGAAAUCCGAGUACAAGCCAGGACUAGUAGGUAAGAUCAUGGAUGCGGAGGAGGAAGCGUCGGCGAGCAUGGCGGAGGAAGACGAGGAAGAGGAGGACGCCGGCAGCGUGGCUCUCGGCCCCCAGGUUCCACUCAAGGACCACCUCCAGCUCCUCAAGGAGGGGGAGGACGACAGCCUGAGGAGAUGGAAGGAGCAGCUCCUGGGAGACGUCGACACCACCAAGCUCGGAGAGAGUGCAGAACCGGAGGUGACCGUCCUGAACCUGACCAUCCUGGCGCCGGGGAGGCCGGACCUGCUCCUGCCGAUCCCGUUCGCCGACGACAGCAGCAGGGCCUUCACGCUCAAGGACGGCAGCCCCUACAGCUUCCGGUUCUCCUUCACCGUCGCCAACAACAUCGUGUCCGGCCUCAAGUACUCGCACACCGUCUGGAAGGCCGGCGUAAGAGUGGAGAAUCAGAAAGUGAUGCUCGGGACCUUCGGCCCUCGGCAGGAGCCGUACACCUACGACGCCGAGGAAGACACCACCCCGAGCGGCAUUUUUGCGAGGGGUUCUUAUUCUGCUAAACUAAAGUUCGUGGACGACGACGGGAAGGUGUACUUGGACAUGAGGUACUGCUUUGAGAUCAGGAAGGACUGGGGAGGAGUAGUCUAAUUAACAAGAGUCGGUAGUAGGGAGAUGUCACUGCUUUAGUCUGCUAGGCACAUGUAUGACUGGAUGGGGAUCAUACGAAGUGAUCUUGAUGGCCUGGAGUGAAGUGGAUCUGCAGCACCUUUGGCCUUAAAUGGUCACUUCUCUCUGAAUUUGCAUGUUGACAAUUAACUGGUACCGUGUUAGCAGCAUGACUGAUAUUGGUUUUGGGCUACUUGUUUCUUA
This is a messenger RNA of Lolium rigidum, 1013 nucleotides long. RefSeq names its product rho GDP-dissociation inhibitor 1-like. The transcript has 6 exons. Gene Ontology annotation, biological process: Rho protein signal transduction. The coding region runs from base 177 to 791 and encodes 204 amino acids. Gene Ontology annotation, molecular function: protein binding; Rho GDP-dissociation inhibitor activity. Gene Ontology annotation, cellular component: cytoplasm; cytosol; membrane. The record is from RefSeq and is a predicted model, not a curated record. NCBI's taxonomy places the organism in Eukaryota, Viridiplantae, Streptophyta, Magnoliopsida, Poales, Poaceae.